Messenger RNA from Panicum virgatum (switchgrass), 1915 nucleotides. Its product is annotated as F-box/FBD/LRR-repeat protein At1g13570-like. The transcript has 3 exons. Bases 16 to 1524 code for a protein of 502 amino acids. The record is from RefSeq and is a predicted model, not a curated record. Gene Ontology annotation, molecular function: protein binding. Lineage: Eukaryota; Viridiplantae; Streptophyta; Magnoliopsida; Poales; Poaceae.
AGCCCUAAAACCCCAAUGGACACCACCAUCUUCUCCAGGAAGCUGAAGCGGCACAAGGGCGGGAGAGCCGAUCACGGUGGCGCCGAGGGGCGAAGCGUAGAGGGAUCGGACCUGAUCAGCCGCCUCCCGGACUGCAUCAUCUUCUGUAGGAAGCCGAAGCGCAGGAGGGGCGGCGGAGCCGAUCGUGGCGGCGCCGAGGAUUGCAGCGCCAAGGAGGGGCCGGAUCUGAUCAGCCGCCUCCCGGACUGCAUCCUCGGCACCAUCGUCUCCCUCCUGGACACCGAGGAGGGCGCCCGCACAGCCAUCCUCUCCCGCCGCUGGCGCCACAUCUGGCGCUCGGCGGCGCCGCUCAACCUCGACGACUGCCUCCAGGACUUCUACAUGGACUCCCAACGCGCCCAGGUCAUCUCCCACAUCCUCGCUACUCACCGUGGUCCCGCUCGGCGCCUCGCCUUGAGAUUCCACGGAACUCCCCGCGCUCUCAGUCACUACGACGAUUGGUUCCCCCUUCCGAUAUUCGACGGGCUGCAGGAACUGGUCCUCCGCUUCCCUCUCGCCGUCGACCACCCCAAAAUGUCCGCCUCUGCGCUGCGCUUCGCCUCGCUCCGCGUGCUGGAUAUCUAUAACUGUACCUUCCCGGUGAGCGGCACCGCGCCCUCCUUCCCCUGCCUGGCCUACCUCUCUCUCCGUCAGGUAGGCAUCACCGAGGAGUUCCUCCAAGGCAUGAUCUCUAAUAGCCCUGGGAUUGAUGCUAUGGUGCUGGACACUAAUUUUGGCCACCGCCGGCUGUGCCUCUCCAUGCCGAGGCUGAGGUACCUGACCGUGUCGGUCAGGUGCUUUGAUAGGAGGGAGGAGGUUGAGCUGGAUGAUCUCGUCAUCCAGGAUGCUUCAAGCCUGGAACGGCUAUUGCUGCAUGAGGCGAAUUAUGGUCCAUCUGUGAGGAUCACUGGGGCGACAAAACUCAAGAUGCUAGGAUACCUUGGAACUGGCUUUCCCAUUAUUCAGCUUGGCGAUUCAAUCUUCAAGGGCAUGGUUCCUGUCAGCUUGGUGGAGCAGUUCUCCACUGUGACAAUAUUAGCAUUAGAGAUGCCUGAACCGAAGUUGACGGUUGUUCUCGACUACUUAAGAUGUUUUCCUUGCCUGGAGAAGCUCAACAUCAAGUUUAAUGUGAACAUAUGGACGAGUUUGGAGCCUGGUCUGCCCAAUGAUCCAUUUGCUCCUAUCAAGUGCCUUGACCACAGCCUGGAGACCAUUUUGCUGCAAUCAUAUGAUGGACUGAAGACACAUGUUGAAUUCACCAAGUUUUUCGUCAAGAGAGCAAAGGUCCUUAGGGUCAUGAAGUUCUGUUGCAGAAGAUUGUGUACAACAAGAUGGAUUCAAAACCAGCAUAGGCGGCUCAAUUUGGAGAGAAGAGCUUCAAGGCGUGCUCGGUUUGCUUUUGUAAGUCAGUGCGACUUGCCCCUAACUUUUUGGUUGGAUGAGGGCUUCUCUAGAGAUGAUCCCUUCAUAGAAACCAUUGGAUGAGGGCUUCCAAUGGAAAGCAAUGAUUGGCGAGUUCUCCAUUCCAUUACAUGAAGCAGUGAGGAUUCUGGAAUGCAGAGCAUGAAAUCACCAUGAAGAUGAUGUUUAAAAUCUUUAUUUAUGUAGUCAUGCAGUUCUAAGAUGGGUUGAUUUAAGUUGUGUUAGGCCGUUAAAUCUAUUUAUGCAGUGUGGGUGUGUAUGGACGUGAGUGUGGUGUGCGUGUGGUAACUGUGUUCGUUUCUGGGAUGUUUUGUACUUGGUACAUGUGCUUUUAUUAUCAUUUGUUAGACCCUGGCUCCAUACAUCCUGUAAUCUCCUGUUACGAGGCAUGAUCAGGGGCCAUUUGGUUCCCUUCUGGAAUUGUUCUAAAAGAGAAUCUUGCAUGCACGGAGUA